Messenger RNA from Nematostella vectensis (starlet sea anemone), 2876 nucleotides. RefSeq names its product fibroblast growth factor 1. Gene Ontology annotation, biological process: fibroblast growth factor receptor signaling pathway; regulation of cell migration; cell differentiation. Lineage: Eukaryota; Metazoa; Cnidaria; Anthozoa; Actiniaria; Edwardsiidae. Gene Ontology annotation, molecular function: growth factor activity; fibroblast growth factor receptor binding. Bases 215 to 901 code for a protein of 228 amino acids. The transcript is spliced from 5 exons. Gene Ontology annotation, cellular component: cytoplasm. The record is from RefSeq and is a predicted model, not a curated record.
CCAAGUAAACGUUUGGUUAUUUGGACUGUCUCGCCAAUGAGUGGGUGGGUUUGUGCGAAUCACGAUAUAAACUCAUUGAUUCGAUUCGUCAGUCACAUGUGCCGAACACUUCUGACCAAAAUAAAGGCGAUUUAUCCCGGAAUUAAUCAAGUUCAAGGCCCACAAUUCCACCCCUGGCUUGGGGAGAAGCAAAGAAAGUUAUCCUACGGCUAGGAUGUUUAAGGCUGGCCAUACGCUCACCACGAUUUUGGCGCUAUCCGUUAUUUGCCGGUCUCUAAUCAGCACGUCCGGACCGGUAGCCAACGCCCUACCCAUUGGACAAAUUCACGGACAAGCUGGUAAACGCAAACUUUUAAAAACCAGUAGAUUACCAGUCAAAUCCGAAUCUGGAGUAGUUACAAGGACAACUGCGGAACACCAGGUUUACAUGAAGGUGUUAUUUCCUAUGGGCAUGACGCCCACAAAGGAGUACAAGAUAGACGUGACGUUACACCACGCCACACCCGCGUAUAUGAAGCUGGGAAACCUCUACUCAAAGUAUAAGUACUUACUGAGGAUAAACCCUGAUGGGACUGUAGACGGAACCAACGAUGCGUCGUCAAAAUAUGCUGAGUUGGAGUUUCACUCAGUAGGAGCUGGUCUGCAUAUGAUAAUUGGCGUUGCCACUCGGAGAUAUUUGACGAUCACAGACAAGGGACUGUUAACUGCACAGUUACAACCGUCCCUAAACUCGGUGUUCAAAGAGAUCUUCCUUGAAAACCUUUACCAGUCCUUCCUGUCGUACAAGCACCAAAGGAACGGGUGGUACGUGGCCAUCAAGCGCAACGGCAAAGCGAAGCCGGCAGUACAGACAUUCAUAGGGCAGAAGGCCACACAGUUCAUGACAAGAUACGAGUCGUGAUCCAGACCCAAGAGGAAGUGUGCAAGGCUGCGCGCAAGGAAUGAUGGUUGGAAUAUAGGCGCGCAAGGAGUGACGGUUAGAAUAUUGGCGCGUUUGUAACGCUGAGAGGAUGCGCGCUAGGAAUGAUGAUAGGGUAUAAUGUUCUGUAUCGCGCGUCUUAAGUAAUUGGAGUGCAAGUGUCAUUAAGACGCGGUCGUGUAAGGGGGAAGUCAGGUAACCUUUUGUAGAAAAUUGUUUUAUUAUGAAGUCCGCGGGUCGGAGAGCCAUUGGUUCAAGAAUCCGCGUUCAUUGUAACAGGGAGUAACUAGUUUUGAUAGCCUGUCUGGAACAGGCCAAUAAGCCAUAAUCAAAUUAACUAAUUAUUUGUUAGCAACGUUUAUAUUAACUUGAACUAAAAUUAUUUAUCAACUUUAAUUACAACGAUAACUAACAACGCUAACCAAUACUUUGUUUUGUAAUAUGCCACACUGCCUAGAGCAGAUUUGAGCAGUCGUUGCCUGGUGCAGCGGCUUUUUACAUUGCAUUAUGCGCGUGCGCUAAAAGGGCUGGCACCUUUGGCGCCAGGAUUUCCUUGUUAUUGUUUUAAGCUUUUUGAAGUCGGCCGCUGUGACCGCGAUACCUUUGACGAUAGUGGCUACGGACCACUGUAUUUGGGAUAUUGAAAAUACUGAUUAUCGGCCAUGAUAUGUGGUAAGAUAUCUACAGUUAUACAAGAUUUAUAAAAGAUGAUAUUAUUUAUACUAUUUAUGAUAUAUUGUUGCGUUAUUUAUUUCAAAUGGAUAAUUUAAAAUUUAUAAGCGAUUAAGCCCGUUGUGUUGACUUAUUACAGUCCAUUUUGCUAAGGUUAGUCGCUAUAUAAGACGCGCGUGAUGUAUUGUGGGACAGAUCCAUCCUCAAAACGCGCGGCUGCUUGUGGAAUUGAUACUUUUGGCGCGCAAUGAAUUACGGGUAGUAGGCAUAUAUAUAUUACGUGAUUUAGCUGGUGUUAUUUAGCCAUUGGUUAUUGGUUAGUUGGAAUACGUUCUGUUGUCGUGUUAUCUUAUUAUAGCAGGCGCCGGUCAAGUACUAUUCGUUUAAGAGUAUUUAUUAUAAGACAAAUACCAUGUAUUGAGUGUAGUAUUAGCAGCCGUGUAAUGCACUGCUAGUUAUUUCAAGGGACCAUUUCAUGCUACCCAGAAUGCAUCGCGUGGCGGCUAUUUUGGAGUCAUUUAAUAAGUAAUUAUCCUUUACUCAUAAUGCUAUUGGGCUUUACCCAUCAUGCUAUUCGGCUUUACCCAUCAUGCUAUUCGGCUUUACUCAUCGUGUCAUUCGGCAAUCUCAAAGUGUGGGUAACUGUACUAUUUUGAACACGAAAUUAUCAGCAGUGGCUGCUUAGCAUGUUGGGUAAGUUACUCGAGGCCUUUAACUUUUUAGCUUGUAGACAUCAGUUCUAACGAGCAUAUCUGGGGAGUUUCCGUCAAUCUACCGUUGGCUUCAGUCAACUUUGCGUGUGCUAGUUUCCGUUGUUACCGUUUGUAACUUGAAACUGUGGUGGUUUGAACCCUUUCGAUAUUGCAUUAUACUGAGCCUUGACAGUCUUGGGAAUUUAAUUUUAAUUUUGUUUUUUUUGAUUGGUUGAAAGAUCUUUUUGUUAAUUCUCAUGACAAACCGCUAUGCUUGUGAAGUAAGGAGAAUUUGUAGUCCAUAUUUUUUGCUUUAACUACAUGCAGUAACAUUAUCAGAUGAAGUUUUGAGUUUCAAAAAUGUCAAUAAUAAGCCCUGUAUCAGUUGAGCGAUACAUUGAUGUAAUUAAAAAAGUGGACGUACAGCAAACAUAGAAACGGGGUGUUUAUACAAAUGGUGACAUAGAAGUUAAAUUACUGUUGUCGCACAGUUUUGUAAAUAGCGAGUGAUGACCAAACGCCAGAUAAUAGAUCAACUAUGAAAGAGUAUAUAUUUUCUGAUGAAUGAAUUUGCAAUAAAACAAUUUCAUUGA